This is a messenger RNA of Sclerotinia trifoliorum, 2217 nucleotides long. Lineage: Eukaryota; Fungi; Ascomycota; Leotiomycetes; Helotiales; Sclerotiniaceae. The record is from the annotation of a GenBank genome assembly.
AUUAUGAAUGACCUUAACCGCUCUUUUGGAGUAAGUGAUAAGAGUUAUUUGUUGUGAAAAGUUAAGUUGAUUUGAUUUGGAGAUCUUUCUGUGUUUAUUUCAUCUUCAUCUGCUUCUUUUCGCAGCUAAUCGCAAACUUACCGCACUCCCUCAGCCCAAAAGGUUAUUGAUUCUUCAUUAUCUACAAAUAAAAGGGAAGGAGUGUCUAGAUAUCAUAUAGUAUCACUCAUACUAGAAACCAAGAUGGCGUCAGGACAUAAUGUAAUAUCCCUUUGACCAAUUCCCUAAUUUCCUCACACGCAGAUUCUAAUAUCACAUAGGAUCCCAAGCUCCUCUAUGCCAUCAAUGGUAUCAAUGCAUAUCAUAUCGAAAAUGGCAAAGAAGAUUCCCUCACACCUAAUGGACCUCAAACCCUCUCCCUCCUAAUGGUUCCCACCUCAUCCCCCUUCUCAGGUCUCUCAGUCGCAGAUCCACAAUCCCAAACCCCAGAAGAAGACUUCUACCUGCAUCUGCAUCUUCCUCCUGAGCUUGAUCUACCCCUUCCAGCCACAACCCAAAUAUACCAUCAACCACCCAGCAGCUACCUCAUCCCACGAUGGGAUCUAGGACCCGAAAGUGGUGUCUUUACCAGAAUCGAGUUCCCAAUUGUGGGAGCCUCGAAAAUUAGUCAGGAUGAUAUCGAUACUUUUGAAACGAUUUUGGCACAAUGUACGGCUUUUCUUGAGCGCGCUCCACCUCCACAAUCAUCUCGUCCGAGAAAGGAAAAACUUAAAUCUGCAAAAGCGGAGCCUAUACCUGCAUACAAUCCAUCCGAUUUUGCUCCAGGAGAAGCUUAUGUUCCUGGAAGUUCUAGUUCUCACGUAGGUGGACAAAUCGUUUUGAUUGAUGAAGAAAAUGGUAGUGUGGUUGGUGAACUGGGUGAAGGUUUUCAUGUAGUUGAGGAUGCUAGAAUGAAACCGGGAUCGAAAGGUAUGUAUUUCAUCUUUCAUCUCCUAGCCUCUCCUUCCACAUUUCUAACAAAGACCCCCUUAGAUCCUGUUGAGAUUACCCUCCCCCAAGAUGGUUCCCAAAACAUAGGCGUAGCUCCAGCCUCUCCAGCCUAUCUCGAAAUGGCUAUGCAUCCCGCCUAUAAAUCCUCUACCCUCGUUUCCAAAGCCGCCAUGGCUUCCCGUCUCAUUGUAACAACCUCAAGUUACGUCUCUAAAACCCUCACAUCCCAAGCCGAAAGCUACACUUCCAAAUCUGCUCCCACCACUAAGCCCAUGACCUUUACUCCUACCACUCAUGCACACAUUCGCAGAGUCCACACAUUUACCGAAGGCGCCGCAGGACUUUCCGCAAAAACCGUAGGUCAAGUAACGAAAUACGCACAAAACAUAGGAGCCUCCCUGGCCAAACGCAACGCAGCACAAAGAUCCUCCAAAAGAAUCGGUCCAGACGGCAAACCAAUCGAUGAUUAUAAACCCGGCCUCCUCAAUAAAUCCAUGAUGGCUUUCUCUACCAUAGCCGAUGGCAUCGACCAAGCAGGACGUAAUCUCCUCACUUCCACAUCCACUGCCGCAACUACAGUCGUCGAACACAAAUAUGGUCCUGAAGCAGGUGAUAUAUCUCGAAAUAUCGGCGCGGGUUUCAAAAAUGUUGGAUUAGUUUAUAUUGAUGCGGCGGGUGUGAGUAGGAGAGCUAUUGUAAAGAGUGUGGCGAAGGGAAUGGUGGUUGGGAAGGUUAGAGGAGGUGGGGAUUUAAUUGUGGGGGGUGGUGAUGGUGGUGCGGAUAUUAUGAGGGGAAGUCCGCCUGCUGGAAGUGGAAGUGGAAGUACGUUGGGUGAUGGAGGAGUGGAAUGGAAUGGAAUGGAAUGGAAUGGAAUGGAGGGGAAGGGAUGGAGGGAGGGGAAUGGGGAAAUGGUAAUGGAAAUGGAAUGGAAAUGAAAUGGAAAUGGAAGAAUAUGAAUAAUAGGAUUUGGAGAAAAGGAGAAAGGAAUAGGGAGAGUUUGAGUGGUCAGAAUGUAGGAUGGAGGAAAGGACUACAGUAGCUAAUUAGCUCGCUUGGAUGGUUGGUUCUACGCUUUUGAAUAGGGAUAAAUGGAGGGUAUACGAUAUAGGAAAUAGGCUAAAUAGUAAAGCGAGGAAGAAAGAUCAUAGCAUCUGAAUAUGAAUAGCAUAUGGAAACGAAUAUACAUAAUUAAAUCUACCUAGUACAGAUAUAAUAAGCAUAGAGAGA